This is a messenger RNA of Armigeres subalbatus, 1861 nucleotides long. RefSeq names its product alpha-1,3/1,6-mannosyltransferase ALG2 (gene Alg2). The coding region runs from base 127 to 1371 and encodes 414 amino acids. Gene Ontology annotation, cellular component: endomembrane system. NCBI's taxonomy places the organism in Eukaryota, Metazoa, Arthropoda, Insecta, Diptera, Culicidae. Gene Ontology annotation, molecular function: GDP-Man:Man(1)GlcNAc(2)-PP-Dol alpha-1,3-mannosyltransferase activity; alpha-1,3-mannosyltransferase activity. The transcript is spliced from 2 exons. The record is from RefSeq and is a predicted model, not a curated record.
AAUAGAUUUAUUUCAGUGCACGUAUUUAUUUAUGAACUCUCGGUCACUACCUUCUCAAGAAAUCAUCUCUGUAUUUUGGAUUUUUUGUUGAGGUUUUCCAUAUUGGGUGAAAAAUCACAAAAAGGUAUGGUUCGCAUUCUUUUUGUUCAUCCGGAUCUGGGAAUCGGUGGUGCAGAGCGGCUGGUAGUUGACGCGGCACUUGCCCUACAAAAUAAAGGUCAUACGGUCAGCUUCCUGACUAACCAUUAUGAUCCGGAACAUUGUUUUGAAGAAACAAAGGAUGGUAAGCUAGCGGUCACAACCGUGGGUGAUUGGAUUCCGAGGGAUAUUUUUGGCAAAUGUUACGCAGUUUGUGCUUACGUCAGGAUGGUAUAUGCGGCAUUCUACUUUACCUUUUUCUUAGCAAAAAAGGAACGAUACGAUGUGGUGUUCUGCGACCUGAUUUCGCUAGGCAUCCCCAUUAUGCGACUGGCACGCCCAAACCCGAAGAUUUUGUUCUAUUGCCAUUACCCGGAUCAAUUGCUUUCCAAGCCGGGUAACCUGCUAAAGAAAUACUACCGGAUGCCUUUGAAUUUCCUAGAGGAAGUCACAACUGGACAGGCAGAUGGAAUACUGGUGAAUAGCAAGUUUACUAGUCGUGUAUUUAAGGAGACGUUCAAACGUAUAUCCGUUGAUCCGGACAUUCUUUAUCCAUCCUUGAAUACCAAAUAUUUUGAUGAAACGAUUGUACAAGAAAAAGAUCAAAUUUCCGGUAUUCCUCCAGGGUCUUUUGUGUUUCUUUCCAUAAACCGUUAUGAAAGGAAAAAGAAUCUUCCCCUCGCUCUUCAUGCUUUCAAGAAGUUACAAGAACAUGUGUCGCCACAUGAAUGGAAUAAACUAUUACUCAUAAUGGCCGGAGGAUACGAUGAUCGCGUACUGGAGAACGUGGAACAUUUUGACGAGUUGGAAGAUCUAGCCGAAGAUAUGGGCCUUCGUACUAAGAUAAAACUCCUCCGUUCGCCGAGCGAUCGAGAGAAGCUCUUCCUACUUCAACGCACCCAGGUUCUAGUUUAUACUCCGGAGAACGAGCACUUUGGCAUAGUUCCUCUUGAGGGCAUGUAUCUUGCCAAGCCGGUCAUUGCAGCCAACAGUGGCGGUCCAACGGAAACAAUUAUUCAUGAUCAAACCGGAUUCCUUUGUGAUCCACAACCCACCAGCUUUGCUGCAGCUAUGGCCAAGUGUGUCAAAGAUGACCGUAAUUGUGAACGAAUGGGUGAAAUGGGCCGCAAGCGUGUACAGCAGCGGUUUGCCUUUGAGGCAUUCAGUAACAAACUGGACAACAUCGUUACCGAUCUGGUAAACAAGGGCGAUGAAUCGAAAAAGCAGAAAUAGCAAAGAAUUGCCUUUCCGCUAUCGACGUUUUUGCUACUGCAGAAUAUGCGGAACUUGAACUAUGACUGAACUGAUACUGUCUGGCAAUUUAUUUCCUUCACGGUGGUGUUAUAUAAGGUUGCAGGGAUCUCUCAUCUCUGGUCCAAUUGCACAGCUGCACUGAUUUGCACCCUGACUGAAGAGUCCAAAUUUAUUUUACCUAUGUGAUAUUUAAGCCAGCAAAUACAGUUUAAUAAAGUUGCUAAAUAAGGUAUGACUAGGCGUAGUUAAUAAUUAUGUACAUAUUGAAAAUGCUUGUUUUCUGGUCGCAAUAAAAGUUGAAUUUUGCCGUAGAAAUUAGGGGACUGUGGGGUCACCCUAAUCAGUGGAGCGUCCGGAUCUGUGAAUUGAUUUCGAAUUUGGUAUAGGGUUCCGUUAACCAUCUCACUGAACAUAUAUUUGUCGCAUCCCAAAACAAAGAAAUACAGCACCAGUCUCGUCGCUUUUUUUA